Messenger RNA from Siniperca chuatsi (mandarin fish), 3840 nucleotides. Its product is annotated as carcinoembryonic antigen-related cell adhesion molecule 5-like. The record is from RefSeq and is a predicted model, not a curated record. Lineage: Eukaryota; Metazoa; Chordata; Actinopteri; Centrarchiformes; Sinipercidae. The transcript has 16 exons. The coding region runs from base 107 to 3292 and encodes 1061 amino acids.
CUUCAUAUAUUACAGGAUACAUUAUACUGAAGUUAGCAAAGGGAAAGUGAAGUGAGUGAGUGUGAUCCUCUUUUGUCUUGCGUUACUUGAUGAUACUGCAGAUGAAAUGGAAAUAGUUGCGAUACACUUUAUCCUCCUGGGAGUCAUCUCAGGUUUAACCAAAGGAGCUGGUGUGUUGCCAGACGGUCCUCUGAAUGCAGCUGUGGGACAGACGGUGACGUUCAUCACAACCCUGACUCCACCAGAAAAACCUUUUUUAGUAGUGGGCUGGAAAUUUGGUGACAGAGAUAUAAUCACUUUUAAUUAUGUAAACAUAACUGCACCAGAGUAUGAAGGCAGGAUCACGCUCUUCAUGUCUACAGCAUCUCUGGAGCUCAGGAAUCUGACUCUUAAUGACAGUGGAGAAUACAGAGUUAACAUUUUCCCACAGGGAGAACCAUUCAAGGAUGGAUCCACCAGACUGGAAGUUUAUGUGCCAGUCUCUAAUGUAAGGGUAACUGCCAGCAGCACAGACUUGGUGGAGUUCAACAGCAACUCUGUGCGUCUGUCCUGCUCCUCCUCUGGAUCCUCGCUCUCUUUCCUCUGGCUGAACAGCAGCUCUGAGGUUACAGCCAGUAACAGCGACAGAGUUCAGCUCACUGAUGGAGGGGCCACUCUCACUAUCGUCAAUGUGACCCGCUAUGACCAGGGACCAUUCAGGUGUCAUGUGUUCAAUCCUGUAAGCAAUGGCACCAGUGAUCCAGUAGACCUCUCCAUCAGCUAUGGGCCAGAAAAUAUUAAUCUGACACUAUCUCCAACACAAGAAUAUUACUGCGAAGAGUCAAACAUCCUCCUGUCCUGCUCAGCUGUCUCCAGACCUGCUGCCCAAUUUAUGUGGUUUCUGAAUGGAGACCUGCAGUCUGAUACUGGACCAGAGCUCAGACUGAUGAACAUUCAGAUGAGUCAGAGUGGUAACUACAGCUGUCAGGCCUUUAACAACAAAACUCUGAGAUAUCAAACAUCUCAGCCUUCAGUUGUAUCUGUGCUGGCGCGUGUUUCCAAUGUGGUGGUAACUUCAAACACCACAGACUUGGUGGAGUUCAACAGCAACUCUGUGCGUCUGUCCUGCUCCUCCUCUGGAUCCUCUCUCUCUUUCCUCUGGCUGAACAGCAGCUCUGAGGUUACAGCCAGUAACAGCGACAGAGUUCAGCUCACUGAUGGAGGGGCCACUCUCACUAUCUUCAAUGUGACCCGCUAUGACCAGGGACCAUUCAGGUGUCAUGUGUUCAAUCCUGUAAGCAAUGGCACCAGUGAUCCAGUAGACCUCUCCAUCAGCUAUGGCCCAGAAAAUAUUGAUUUGACAAUAUCUCCGACACAAGAAUACUUUGAGGAAGGGUCAAACAUCCAACUGUCCUGCUCAGCUGUCUCCAGACCUUCUGCCCUGUUUUACUGGUUUCUGAAUGGAGACCUGCAGUCUGAUACUGGACCAGAGCUCAGACUGAUGAACAUUCAGAUGAGUCAGAGUGGUAACUACAGCUGUCAGGCCUUUAACAACAAAACUCUGAGAUAUCAAACAUCUCAGCCAUCAGGUGUGUCUGUAGUGGCGCGUGUUUCCAAUGUGGUGAUAACUUCAAACACCACAGACUUGGUGGAGUUCAACAGCAGCUCUGUCCGUCUGUCCUGCUCCUCCUCUGGAUCCUCUCUCUCUUUCCUCUGGCUGAACAGCAGCUCUGAGGUUACAGCCAGUAACAGUGACAGAGUUCAGCUCACUGAUGGAGGGGCCACUCUCACUAUAGUCAAUGUGACCCGCUAUGACCAGGGACCAUUCAGGUGUCAUGUGUUCAAUCCUGUAAGCAAUGGCACCAGUGAUCCAGUAGACCUCUCUAUCAGCUAUGGCCCAGAAAAUAUUGAUUUGACAAUAUCUCCGACACAAGAAUACUUUGAGGAAGGGUCAAACAUCCAACUGUCCUGCUCAGCUGUCUCCAGACCUUCUGCCCUGUUUUACUGGUUUCUGAAUGGAGACCUGCAGUCUGAUACUGGACCAGAGCUCAGACUGAUGAACAUUCAGAUGAGUCAGAGUGGUAACUACAGCUGUCAGGCCUUUAACAACAAAACUCUGAGAUAUCAAACAUCUCAGCCUUCAGUUGUAUCUGUGAAGGGGAAAUCACCUGGAGGUCUUUCAGCUGGUGCCAUUGCUGGAAUAACACUAAUCACAUGUUUCAUAGUUGCUGUUGGGGCCGCUGGAGGGUACAGUAUUUAUAGAAAGAAAAUCAACAACAAACCUCAGCCAGAUGAUACAUACGAUACCAGCUCUGAGGUUACAGCCAGUAACAGCGACAGAGUUCAGCUCACUGACGGAGGCUCCAAUCUACCCGCUAUGAUCAGGGACCAUUCAGGUUUGUGUGUAGGUGAGGGUAUCUUACCCCCGGGACCCCUGAGUGGAGCUGUGGCAGGCACAGUGACGUUCACCACCACCCUCAGACCUCCUGAGAGUCCAUUCCUCUUCGUCAGCUGGAGCUUCAAAGGGGAGAACAUCAUCACCUCCACCAACAUCAACGUCACUGCACCAGGACAUGCCAACAGGAUCUCACUAGACCGAGCCACAGGGGCCCUGGAGCUCAGGAACCUGGUGCUGGAGGACAGCGGGGAGUACACUGUCACCAUCAUAGACCAAGGGCUGCAGAAACAGGGGAAGACCACACUGAAUGUGUAUGUCCUGAUAACUGGAGCCACCAUCAGCAGCCCUACAGCCAUCUUGAUAGAAGAUAAAAGCUCCACCAACCUCAGCUGCAAGGCCUCCGGCUCCAUCAGCACCAGAGUGUGGAUGAAGGAUGGCUGGCCUCUCCGUCCGAGUGGUAGAGUCAGCUUUUCCACGGACAACAGGACAGUAUUCAUACAACCUGUUCACAGCUCCAACCACGGCACCUACCAGUGUCAAGUCAGCAACCCAGUCAGCACCAUGACUGUGGCCCAUAAUCUCACUGUUAACUUUGGACCACAUAACGUAUCAAUUACUGGACCAUCAGCGGCAGCACCUGGUCAGAGAGUGACACUGCAGUGCACAGCGGACUCUGUCCCACCAGCAAACUUCAGCUGGAUGUUCAACGGCAAUGAGACACAUGUUAAUAACUCCAUGUAUAUUAUAGAGAGGUUGGAAGCAGAAAGCAUAGGGAAUUACACCUGUACUGCCAGAAAUAUGGUGACCAUGCUGGAAAACUCCACAGUUCUGAAUCUGAGAGCAUCCUGCACUGCUCCCUGCUGGUCGUUUUUAAUGCUUCUGAUCAGUGCCCUGACUAUGAGAGAAUUAAUGUAAGAGGAAGUGACAGGUGAGAUAUGACAGAUUCUUCCUCUGAUGCAUUUUGCUUAUGAACGAGGACCCGGAUUAAAUCAACCAGAAUGUGCUAUAGACAAAAUGUUAUUUUGACUCAAGAGACUUUGAUGCUACAGCUCAUCACUCCUGAGACAAAGUGGAACCUCUCACAUUGGAAAAACAAUUAUUUUCCUUGUUAAUUAAAUAGACUUUUGGAAAUCUAUUUGAAAAUAAUUAUAGAGAAGAUAUAGGUAAUGUAAUGUCAGAAGUAAGAGGUCAAAUAAACGAUUUUUUUUGGAAGGAGCUGAUUGCCUUUUUUAACAAGCCAGAUCAUGAGGAAUACCUGGACUUAUGUUUUUCUAUCCCUGCUCACAGAUAAACCAGAACACUGUGUGGAUAUGCUUGUGGGUUUCUUGCGUCAGAGUUUGUAUUCAACAUUGUGUGGGUGAUAGUAUGCAGGCAUGAUUAUUCCAUGUAAUUUAUAUUUUUUCUGGUGUAUGUGCAUCUUGUAUUAUACAAAACGAUCUAUAAAUAAAUACAUAAUUUUCUCA